Molecule: messenger RNA, 2400 nt
Organism: Engraulis encrasicolus (European anchovy)
Lineage: Eukaryota; Metazoa; Chordata; Actinopteri; Clupeiformes; Engraulidae
Gene: vsig10
Product: V-set and immunoglobulin domain containing 10
Exons: 8
Coding region: 261-1841 (526 amino acids)
Biological process (GO): cell-cell adhesion
Cellular component (GO): cell-cell junction; plasma membrane
Molecular function (GO): cell adhesion molecule binding
Source: RefSeq, a predicted model, not a curated record
AUAAACAGGUGGAACAAAAAUCUCAUUUGGCAGGUUUCGCUGAAACCAAGUUGUUACGAUAAGGCAGAGCUAGCGCCAAAACGGUAACAGUAAACAUUCGAAAAUGACUUUAUUACAACCCCCCGAGAUCUAACUGGAAAAAUAGUCUACCAGAACAUCUACUGGGGACGUCAGGAGCGCACUUUAUCUGAUGUACGGCGUGGAAUCUUUUGUUCUGUCCGUUUCAAAAUAAGACCAAACCAACCUAGCUCACUGCAACAAUGACACUAGCUGCAGCACUCCUAUAUUUUGUAUGUUUAUGCCAAACAGUUGUUGUCAAAUGUGGUGCAGACGAUGGGAGUGCACCUUUGAAAAUGUUUGGAGAACUGGAGAAGACUGUCACACUUCCAUGUCAUGACAAGACUGCCAAUGUCACUCCAGCGUUUACACAGUGGACAAAAGAUGGGAGCAUUGUGUCAAAACGAAAUCAUACUUCACAGCCAUUCCCUACAAUUGGUCACUACAUCAUCCUGAACAAUGGGAGCCUGGAUAUAGCUGGAUUAAUGACAAUCGAUGAAGGAUUAUAUGAAUGUUACUGCACAGGAAGGAACGCAAGCAUUGUCCACACUCAUGACGUGAUCCAGUUACAGACUUUCAGUGGUCCAACCAAUGUGACACUGGACAUCUCACCUGCUGGGAAACUCUCCAAUGGAAGUUUGUACGUCCGGAACGGUACUGAUGUUCAUUUCAAGUGCUCCACCCCCUCUGCCUCCACACCAUCCCGGACGUUAACCUGGACUCUUGAAGGCUCCGGGACUCUUAUUUCAGGGACUGAUUCCCUGAUCCAGUUUGAGGAGUGGAGUAUCACACCGGCGAGACAAGGGAAGCAUGUCUGUAUGGCGGAGAAUACCCUAUCUGGGAAGAGAGUGAUGAGCAGUCAAGAGCUGUUGGUAUACUUUCCACCCCAAAGACACCCAGAGUGCAGCUGGAGGACAGAGAACGACUCCUCCAUGGCUAUAUUCGACUGCAGCUGGCAUGGGGGCUACCCACUGCCCCAUCUGCAGUGGGAGGACUUGACCGCAGGGGGCGCUUGGCUGGGCUCUGCCGUCGACAACGAGGUGCUGGAGAUCACGCUGAACAGGAGCCUACUGACGGACGGCAUGGAAAUUCAAUGUCGAGGGAAACACAUCGCAGCGAGUGAAGACAAGAUCUGCCACAUGACCCUGAGGAUUCCAUUUCCUGUGGGAGAGCCGUUGGUUGUGGCGGUUGAGGGCACCAACGUGACAUUGACCUGCACCGAUGACCAAUCAGUCCCUCCUGCCAAGACCGUUUGGCAGAGAACCGUGGAACACAAGGCCAUCGAACAGGGCUCAAAGUACGUCAUGUCUCAAGAGGGUCCCGUCUUCAGCCUGACCAUAGUCAACCUCACCAAAGACGAUGAAGGCACAUACUUCUGCAGAAGUGAGAAUCCUGUCGAUGUCCGUGAACUGGAGGUCUAUCUCACUGUGAAGCCGUCUGUGUCUUAUACUGGUGGGAUUGUUGGCACCUUCUUAUCUGUCAUUAUUCUUGGAGUCGGAAUUGCAGUUGGAAUGGCUGCAUACAACAACCGUCACAAAAUCUGCCUGAGUAAGAAAAAAAAUGAAUUGAAUAUUGAAAGAAAUGACGUGUUGAAUCUGGUGGAUUCGGACGAUGAGGAGAUAUUCCAGGACACAGUGCCCAGGUUACCAGUCGUGCCCAACGGAAAUGGCAACGCCACAACACUGGUCGAGAUUCACCGCAUACCAUCCAGUGACCAUGAAGAACAGGACAACAACAUGGAGGGUUCUCAAGAAAAUCAAGACACUGCUACGGAGACAGCAUAGGGGACUUUGUCAGUUGCUUUUAAAGUUAUGUUAGAUGUUGUAAAUAUUUCUGCCUUUUUAAAGAAAAAAUCGUUUUUAACAUGUCUGAGUUUGAUUGUAUGAAGCUGUUACCCUUGAAAAUGCCAAUUCCUUAAACAUUUUAAAGAAGCCUUUUAGUUGAACUAGCAAUAACUAGAUGGGCAAUGUGCGUGGAAGGGGAAAUCUCAGGAAAGCCUGUUUCAAAAAUAGUAAAUAAGAACAUAGUGCCUUCUGCUGUUUGUGUCAAAAUAGGCCUAGGUGUAAACAUGAAACCUUGUGAACCUACAGGGAAACUGGCCUUAUGAAGUGUGGUCCGAAUUCUGUAUGUUUUUUUCACAAUGUGCCAGUUGCAAUGCUAUGACUGUUGGGUGUGUUUGUAAAAAAAAAAAAAAAAAAGUGAAGAUAAAUAUCAUGUACAUUGAAGUUUUUGUUAUCUUUGCUGAUCUGUAGGCCUAUAUCAGUAGGCCAAUGGCUAUUGUCAUGAAUUUGUCAAGCCAUGGUCAAAGUUCAAUAAAUCUCUCAAUAAAUCCCAUGGCAAGUG